Episyrphus balteatus (marmalade hoverfly) is the source of this 1947-nucleotide messenger RNA. Its product is annotated as choline transporter-like 1. Gene Ontology annotation, cellular component: membrane. Gene Ontology annotation, molecular function: transmembrane transporter activity. Lineage: Eukaryota; Metazoa; Arthropoda; Insecta; Diptera; Syrphidae. Bases 313 to 1947 code for a protein of 544 amino acids. The transcript has 8 exons. Gene Ontology annotation, biological process: transmembrane transport. The record is from RefSeq and is a predicted model, not a curated record.
AUUAUUGUAUUUUCUAUAAUCUAUGAAAACUAUGUUGUCACAAUAAAUGGUGUCGAUUCUUUUGGAAACAUCUGCAAUCAGGCACACAACAAACACUAUGAAAACUUUUCUCUUUCCGGAACGGACACAUCGAACAAACCAUAUUUACUUUAUUUUGAUAAGGAAAAUUUCGAUGGUCUUGUUAAAAUUUGUGUUGAAUAUUGCCCUAACUUAUUAAUUAAUUAUUUUGAUGAUAUACAUCAUUACCAAAAAGUAAUCCCAACACAAUUAUGUUUUUAUGAUGUCAAUGUUUUGAAACAGACUUUCGCGCCAAUGGAAAAAGAAAUCGGUCCACUUAUGAGCAGAAGAGGGCCGUGUCCUUCAGUAUGUACAAAAAGUAUUCACUUCAAAAAUCGAUGUUUAUAUGAUGAUGAAGAGCAUGAUGACGUCAAACAAUCCUAUGAUGUUCUGAACUCGGGUGGCUUAGACCAAUCAUUCUUCAUAGCAAUCUAUCAAUCAUGGAUUGAUGUUGUUAUUUUGUGUGGCUUUGCUUUUGUCAUAUCUUUACUUUUAAUUGGCCUAAUGUUUCGGUUGACGAAGAACAUAGCAUUCCUCAUUGUCUGGCUUACGGUCAUCAUAAAUGUAGCACUAUGUAUUUGUUUGUGGAUAAAUUUCAAUAACUAUCCUUCUGAUAAUAAGAUUGUGGAUGAUAAGGAUUCAUCUAGUUAUCGUCUCAUUCCGGAAAAAGAAACCGUAAUAUUUCCAAACUAUUUCGAAAGAAUUCAUUGGAACAUUUUGGAUGAAUUUCGGAUAAACAACAUUAUCAUAUUGUGCUUAGCUAUUUUGACAACGUUUAACACAAUUAUUUUGAUGACUCUAGCAUGGAAUUUGAGGAAGCAUUGGAGUCAACUAAAACUGUUAUUUGACGAAGCAGUUGUUUGUAUAAAGAACUUACCGGGACUCGCUAUCGUUCUUCUAAUAGCACUUUUAAGCAUGGUUCUGCUAAUUUUAUUGUCCGGUUACACUUUGUUAUGCAUAACAACCUCCAAGUUCUCUAUCAUAUCACCAACGAGAGAUCCUAUAACAGAUAAUAAGAGUGAAGAUGAUUAUAGUGAAGGAAGACUGUAUCAGCAAAUUGAGUAUGUUGAUUAUAAGCUGAUUCGUCUAUCAUUUUGGAUCUACAUUAUUGUUUUUUUUUGGACAACUGAAUUUAUAUUUGCAUUUGAAGAAUUUUGCAUUGGAAAUGCUGUUGCUUUAUGGUAUUUCUCACCUUCCAAACCUUCUAAUCAGGCAUCCCUACACGCUAUUAAACUUUUGUUCAAAUAUCAUUUGGGAACUAUUGCCAAAGGAUCGGCAGUCAUUUCAUUAGUUAGGUUCCCAAGAUUGGUGUUUACUUUGAUAUUCAAAAGUAUUAAACCAAGAAUCAAUCAGUUAUGGGUUCAACGCUUACAAUAUUUUGAUGAACGAAUUGGAAUUUGGAAUCAUGGCGCUUAUGUCCCAGCUGCAAUUUUAACGACUGAUUUACAAACAUCUGCCGAAGUUACUUUUAAAAUAUUUAUGAAGAAUGCUGAAAAAGUUGAAAACAUCAGUAAUGUAUUUGAUUUUGUUUUAUUUCUGAGCAAAUUCCUUGUGGCAAUUUUAACUUGCUUAUUGGGAAUUAUACUUUUGAAGUUCAUAAAGGAUUAUUUAGACAUAGACAAGAAAAAUGAAUUAAUAUUUUAUAUGGCACCAGUAUUAUGUAGUACAUUUUCAGCGUUUUGUAUUGCUCGUAUUGUAUUUUCAGUGUUUGAGAUGACGGUUGAUGCACUAUUGCUGUGUGCUUGUGAGGACUACUUGAUGAAUGGUAGACAGCAGCGUUUUAUGAUGAAAUCUAAUCUUACAACACUAUUUAAUGGCAGAACAAACAGAAGCAGUCCUGUUAACACUAUUAAAAUCAAACGUUUAGUCAGACAGCCCUUUAGUAAGUGA